This is a messenger RNA of Paramecium pentaurelia, 3592 nucleotides long. The record is from the annotation of a GenBank genome assembly. Lineage: Eukaryota; Ciliophora; Oligohymenophorea; Peniculida; Parameciidae.
GAUGAAACAAACAAAAGAAGAAAGUGUUAAAUUGUAUUUAGACUUCUAUGAUAAAUAUACUUGGCCUCUAGAGAUUGCUGAAACUUUACUAGAAGUCAGAUAAUAUCUUACAGAAUCCACAAUAUUGUCCCUCUUUCAAAAUUUCUACUUUUCACAUAAAGGUUAGCGAAUCAAUGAAUACAGUGAAUUCUCUAUACCAGAUGGAGGAAAGUUGCAAGUUUUAUUAGGUAUAGGAAUCAAUAAUCAUAUAGAUGAAUUUAAUGAAAGAACAGCUAGAUUCCAUUUAAGAAGAGUGUAAGAAAUGAUUACCAAUCUAUCACAUUAUCAAUAUCUUUGCAAAGGCAAAAAUUAAAAUGAAGAUUCAUUAUCACUAAAAGAAAUAGGUGAUUUGUAAUUAAAUGAUAUCCUUUAACCAGCUAUUAAAUCAAAUUUACUCUUAAUUGAUGAAAAUAAGGCUAUUAAAUAGAACGUGUAGUAAUUGGGAUUGUCAUCUUUCAAUCCACCUCCUCUUUCAAGAAAAUUAAAGGGUAAUGGAGAAAACAAUAAUUAGGUGAUCUCUUUUAUAUUGUCCUUAAAACCAUUGAAUCAGUUGAACUUAUUAUAACAGCCUCGAAUUUAGGGUUUUAUGUCAAUAGUUCUUAAGGACGAACUUUUGAGCCAACCCAAAAAAGUGAUUGCUAUUACAAUCUUAUAGAUUUGAUUGUGGAUCAUAGUCCAUCAUUUAAGUAAAAUGAUGCAUUUACAUAAAUUUAGAAAGGAAUUAAUUAAUGCUAUUCCAGAGUAAUAAUAACCUGCAUUACCAGCUACAAUUAAAUAUAAUCAUAAAUGGUUAUCAGUACCAGAAAAUCCUUUGACUUUAGAUCAUUAAAGAAGUGAGAGUUGGGCUUUAGAUUUACAUGGAUUUGAUGUCUCAAGUUUAAGAGAUUGGAAUGAAGAAUUAUAAGUAUUUAGAUCAUUGCCAAAAAUUGAUUUAAUUUAAAAAUUGAAUAGAGAUAAAGCAUUAUCAAAGGUUUAUGGAGAUUUUGUAGAGGCUGCAGUUAGAGGAGCAUGUGCUGUUGUUGAUAAAAUUAUUUAACCUUUGAAUCCAAUGGAUAUAGAAUGUUAAUAAGUUUACGUUUAUAAUCAGAUAUUCUUUAGUUUUGCAAUGGAAACACCAGAAGAUUUUAGAGUAUUUAAAUGUAUUAUAAAUUAAAGUAAGAAAGUGGUCCUGAUGCUACACCAACAGUUUCAACAACAAAUUGUGAUUUUAGAAAUUUAUAGAUUUUACACAAAUUAGAUAUUCCUGGAUUAAGUGUUUUGAAUACUUGUUUAGUUGAUUAUAAAGGAAGAAGAGUUAUUGCAUAAUCUAUUAUACCAGGAAUUCUAAAUAGUGAUCAUAGUAAUUGUACAUAAUAUGGUUCAAUUGAUGAUGGAAAGACUAUUUAAAAAUCUGAAGAAUUUCAUAAGGUAAUGUCAAAAACAUGUGAAUUCUUUCAUCUUGAUACUGAUAUUGUAUUUCUUGAUAGCAAUCAAUAAAAGUAUUCUAUGGCUGGAAGCAUAGAAGUAAAAGGUAUUAUGGGAUCAGAUAAAAGAAUGUAUUUGCUUGAUCUUUUAAGAUUAUCUCCUAGAGAUUAUAAUUAUUAAGGAGAAAAUAAUUAAUGUUGUGUUUUAAGAUAUGAAUUACUUUAAAAUUAUUGGGUUGUUAACACUAUUUAAAAAAUAAAAUAAAAUAAUAGUGAUGAUCCAAAAACAUAAUAAGAAGCAUAUUAAAACAUAUAAAAUUUAUUAAUUGGAAAUCCAAAGGAAGGAUUAAAAUUAAAUCCAGCAUUAGGCACUAAGACAAUAUUAUAAUAAUCAGAAAAAUUAACAUAAUAAGAAGAGGAUUUAAAAAAGUUAUCUUAAUUCUUGUUAAAUUAAGCUAUUCCUUAAUUAAUUUAAGAAUUAUCUUAACCAGAAACAACAAGACAUUCUGAUCUUAGUAUUUCAGAUAUUUUUCAUUCUCAUGGUGUAAAUAUGAGAUAUCUUGGAAAAGUAAUUAGUUUUAUUCGUUCAGAAGAAUAACCAUCAUUAAGACUUACUUUGGAAAGAAUAGUUUUUGCUAAGACAUUGAAACACAUCUUUAGAGAAUCAAUGAGAAAAGCACCACAAAAUCAAUUAUCUUAAGUUUUGUGUCAUCUUUUAAAUAUAAUAUUCUCUAAUUAAAAUACUUCAUUUAAUAAUACUAAAUAAGAAGAGAAAAAGAAAAAGAAGAAAAAUAAAAAUAAAAGUACUUAAAAUGGUGAUAAACCUCACUUUAAAUGUUUAAUUUAAGUUAAUAAUUAUUAAUAUCCCUCAUAUUAAGAAGUUUGGGAUUAAAUCAAUUAGAUUGCAUAAGCUAGAUAUUAACAUAAAAUAGAUUCAUCUAUAUUAAAUAAGAAAGGAUUCCAUAAAUUAUCCUGUUUAAGAGAAUUAUGUUAAUAAAUUGGAUUAUAGUUAGUUGCUCGAGACUAUCAUGAUUUCUAACCUUCAGAUAUAGUAGGAAUCCAACCUAUAAUCAAAUUUAUUGAAUAAGUUUCAGAAGAUGCUAAAAAUAAUAUAGAAAUUGGUCAAAAAUAUAUGCUUGAACAUUAAAAUCUUCAUUAAGCUUUAGAAUCUUAUCUUACUGCAUCUCAAAUAAUUCUAAAUUUACAUGGUUAGAUGCAUAAAGAAUUAGCAAAUUGUUAUUCCAAGAUUUCAGCUGUCUAUUUGAGAAGAUAAGAAUAUGAUGCAGCCAUACAUUUUUAAAAGCAAGCUAUUUAAAUUUAUACUACAAUUUAUGGUUAUGAUCAUCCUUUAACAAUCUAAGCCAUUACAGCACUUUCUUUAUAUUAUUUCUCCACUAAAAAUUAUAAAGAAGCAUUCAAUCAUAUGUUACAUACCUUAUAUCUUGCAAAUCUAAUUGGAGGAGAAGGCUAAGAAGUAUUUAAUCAAUAUACAAAUUUAUCAUUACUUUAUUCAGAAAGUGGUUAACAUUAGAGUGCAUUAAAUUGUUUAUUUGAAGGAUUAGAGAAGUGUGAAUCUUUAUUUAAAUCCUUUUAAGGAACAGAAACAUAAUAAUAUAAAUUAAGAGUAUCUGGAUACUAUUCUGCAAUUGCUUUGGAACAUGGUGAAAUUGGUGAUUUCUAAAAAGCAGUAGAAUUCUAAGAAAGAGCUUCUGAAUUAUUAAAAAGAGUAAUAAUUAUUUAUUAUAACUAGACCCUUAAACCAGAAGAUACAAGAGUAAAGGAAGCAGAUGCUUUAUUAACCAAUUUAAAAAAGGCUUUAAAUGAUAAAAGAAAAGACACUCAAUAAUCAAAUUUAGGUAUUUAAAUAUUUAAUUAUUAAUUAGAUAGUAGAAGAUAAUUUGGUACUAAUCGUAAUUAAUAAUAAAAAACUGAAUAGUAAGUAUAAUAAAUACCAGAUGAAACAUAUAUAGAAAGUGAUAAAGUAAUUAAUUAUAAUCUAAAAUUUAAUAGGAAAGAGAAGCUUUAUUAUAAAAAUUAAGAGCAGCCAAAUAAGGCAUGAAAUUCAAGAAUAAGAAUCAAAUGGAUAUAAAUAGAUACAUUCUUGCCUAAUAACUUUAUAGACAAUAAUAGUAAUAAUAAAAAGAAUGAAU